Moneuplotes crassus is the source of this 1284-nucleotide messenger RNA. The record is from the annotation of a GenBank genome assembly. Lineage: Eukaryota; Ciliophora; Spirotrichea; Euplotida; Euplotidae.
UUUAAAAUUGAUUAAAUGUGGUCAAGAUUCACAAGCACGUUUACAAGACAUUCAUCAAAAGCGUCAAGAAGAAUGAUGUUCGGAGCAACUUUUGCAUGCGCUUCACUCACAACAGUUGCUUUUGUUAAAAGAAACGACUGGUCUAACAUGUUCAGCACCCAAUAUGAAUGCAGUGAUAUUUAUGAAAAGGAAGAGAAGACAUUCGAUCCAAGAAGAAAGCCACUAAGUGCAAGAGAGGAUCCCUUCCAUAGAUCCAGAAGGAACAGACCUCUUAACGAUCUCGACUUGAAAAUCUUUUCAGGAAGUGCUAGUCAAGAACUUGCUGAAGAGAUAGCAGAUCAUCUCGGAACAAAGAUUUCUGGCUCAGAAACUGGAAAAUUCGCUGAUGGAGAGACCUAUGUCAGAGUGAAUGAGACAGUGAGAGGGAAAGACUGCUAUAUCAUCCAAUCGACUUGUCCACCUGCAAAUGACAACUUAAUGGAACUUUUCCUGAUGAUUUCCACUUUAAAAAGAGCUUCAGCAAAAUCCAUCACCGCAGUUAUUCCUUACUAUGGAUACGCUAGGCAAGAUAGAAAAACUGAGGAUAGAGUCUCUAUUGCUGGUGCUGAUGUUGCUAGACUCCUCGAAACAAUGGGAGUUGAUUCAGUAAUCUCAGUCGACCUCCAUUGCUGGCAAAUCGAGGGAUUCUUUGAGAACAAAACUCCAGUCAUCAACCUUGAAGCAGGAAUUAUUGGGAUGGAAUACGUUCUCGACGAUUUUGGUAUCGAAAAUAUUGAUAACCUGGUUGUCGUCAGUCCAGAUGCUGGAGGUGUAGGCAGAGCUAAGAGAUUCCAAGGGGCUCUCCUCAGAAGAGGAUUCCCAGAAGUCACACUUGCAAUGAUCAUCAAGCAGAGACCAAAGCCAGGCGUCGUAGCAAGAAUGGACUUGAUCGGAGAUGUUGAAGGAAAAGACUGAAUCAUUGUAGAUGAUAUGAUAGAUAGUGCUGGAACAUUAUGAAAAGCCGCUCAAGAAUUGAAAGAAUUUGGAGCUAAGAAAGUGUAUGCUUUCGCAACCCAUGGGAUCUUUACAGGAGAAGCUCCUGAAAGAAUUAGGGAUUCUGACCUUGAAAAAGUGAUUGUCACUAAUACCAUCCCUCUUUCUCAGCAUUUCAUUGAUACUGUCCCAAGUGAGAAGUUUGAACACGUUUCAAUCGGAACUUUCAUGGCAGAAACUAUCAGAAGAAUUUACUUAAAAGAAAGUGUUGCAGGAAUGUACGGUGAAGAUAAUUACAGAGAGAAUUAAUUG